Messenger RNA from Lethenteron reissneri (Far Eastern brook lamprey), 1069 nucleotides. RefSeq lists its product as uncharacterized. Lineage: Eukaryota; Metazoa; Chordata; Hyperoartia; Petromyzontiformes; Petromyzontidae. The record is from RefSeq and is a predicted model, not a curated record.
CGAAGUGAAACUCCCCGCCCCACUCGCACCUCCCCGCCUCACUGGGCGAGAGACGCUCACUCAGCGUUGAUGAGCUGGUGAGGAGGAAGAGGACGAGGCGAGGGUAGAAGCGGAGAGCGAGCCAGAGCUCAGGAGAGAGUCGCCCGCACUGAGUUCAUCGCUGCGUCACCUGCAGAGGUCAGGACAGGAGCAGCAGGAGCCGCCGCUGCUGCUGCUGAGAGCGCUCUGUGGAGGAAGGACCGAAUCCCCACCCCCGACAACGCGAGCUGAGCACGCAGAAAGCCAUGGCCGCAGACGAGAGAUUCAAGAAGAAGUCGGAGCAGGUGCGGAUUCUUCUGGACGACCUGAAGAAGCUCUCCAGGUAUGACAAUUCAAUCGUCCCAACCCUGCAGAUGAUUGAUGGUAUAAAAGAUGCAUACAACCGGGAGGAGCGGCAAGCGCUAUCACGAACCUUCCACAAGGAGGGGGGUGUAGAGCUCUACAUGAAAAUUUUAACGAGCCUCUCCCCGGAUGGCUCGAACAUCCCGGACUCCCUACAGAGACCCAUGGAGUGGAGUACAAGGAACGUACUGGCUUAUGUUCAGAUGUACUCCGAUCCGAGAGCCAUCUCGCUGCUGACGGACAUGGUGAACCGACCCUCACAUAAGAACUUUACGGCGCUUGAGAACAUUGUGUAUCCGGCUGUAGAGCUAGUGAAGAUUCUCACCUUGAUCUCCAUCACGGCUGGAAUACGCAGGAAGAUGUUGAAGCCGGGAGCCGAGUUGGAGGAAGAGGCGCUGCAGGAAAUCCUCCCCGAGCUGAGAGAGAAACUGAAAGUCGAGGCUGAGAAACGUGACUACACGCUCGAGUGGGGAGACAUCGCCGUUCACCCCACGCGCCGAUCCGUGCAGAAGUGGCCCAAGGCCAGGGAUGGCCGAAUUUAUGUUCCCUACAAGGUGUCCCUCGCCUUCUGUGAGUGGCCUCCUCCUGUGUCUUGAUCCCCCACUCACCCUCACUCUGUGCUCCCCCUGCCGGAUCCCCCUACUCACCUUCACUCUGAGUGUCCCGCCUCAAGGGGUCUCUCUCAGCA